Molecule: messenger RNA, 2315 nt
Organism: Vitrella brassicaformis
Lineage: Eukaryota; Vitrellaceae
Source: the annotation of a GenBank genome assembly
AUGCACCUCGCUCGCCGGAUCUUGGCGGAUGACACUGACGACGAGGACAAUCGGAGGCUUGCGUGGGAAGUCGCUCGUGGGGAUUUUCGCAACGCCAUUGAGAUCUUUGCGGCUCACGAGUCGCUCGACAACAGCGUGCAGUACGACCUGCUGGAAGUGGCGCGCAUUGCCGCUCGCGGUCCCCAGGCUGGUGUGGUGCCGACAUGCAAGCAACUGCGGCCUCAGCUCGAUUACUGGUUUCCCGAGCGGCCAUGGAUUUGUGUGUGGGGCGCAGCGGCAUCCACCGCGCCAUUCAUCGUGUUCAAGCAGCGGAUGGCGAUGAAGAUUUUUGUAAGCACCCACAACGAAACACCGUGUGAGCCUUUACAUGCACUCAGCUCCUCCCUUGCGACUGCUUUCAGUGUACCUCGGCUAUUGCCGCUGGCAACCCCCCUCCCUGGGACCUUCCCGCGCUCUCAGAUCAGGAGACCGAGCCUUCAACGAGGCCGAGGACUCCCUGCACGGAGCGUGUCGUCGCGGCUUGCAUUUCGAUGACGAUCUUCUGCGGCAGCUCCUCAGCAAGUGGCUGAGUCUGGUGGCGCCGCUCUUCCCCGACAUGGAGACGGCCGUGGGGAUGGCCAACAAUAUCGAAUGCUCCUCUUUUCUGAGCAUGAGCCACCCGCUAAGCAAGAGGGGCACCAGGCGCAUGGCCUUCCGCGUCAAUGACAUCAUGGAUCUCGUCGUGGUCCAGUGGCCCAAGACAGCGGCCUCCCAGCCGCUCCGCAGCUCUCUCACGGCACCAAGCGGCCUCUCGGAAGUCUUCAAGCCGACGGCAGACCUCCCUAGGCGCCUCACUGUCAGCGGCCUAUCCAUCCGGCUUCAACCGGAGCUUGUCGAUCCGCCUGAAAUGCUCUCCGCAGAGGCUGCUGCGGAAGCAAUGGUGUCGCUUGAAAAUCGCAAGGACUCGUCGUCGUGGAAGAGGGUUGUGCUGCGAGACUUGAGCCGCAUGCCUGAGAUGGACUAUCUGUGUGUGGGGAUGUGGAGGCACCGGAAGAUCCCCUUUGCAUCGAGCUUGCCGACAGUGGUGAUGGAAGCCAAGAGCUCAGUACGUUGCAACGUUGGCACAGACACACAGGGAAGGAGUGCAGUGGUGGACAAACUAUCGUCGCCGUGUGUUGCCCUGUGUGCGUGUGCCUUUGUAGUCGCUGCUGGUGGGGGUGCGCGAGAGGCUCAGAAGCCUUCCUAUUGUGGACCCCAUCCUCUCUGCAUCAGUCGAUGUCCUCCAGCAAGCCCUCGUCGCCGCUGCCGCAAGCAUCAAGGAUCGCUUCCCCCCGCCCACCUCUCCCGACGAGCAGCACAGAUACAUGGAGCGGGUGAUGCACCGCUGGUACGACAACGUCACCCUCGGCAAGACGCCACUGGCCAGUGAGCUUGCAAUGUUGGUCGUCGACCAGCCCCUGAGAGCAGAGAGUCUGUCGAUUUCCUCGAAGGGUUGGGUGAGCAGCUUUCGGCUGCCCGAGUGGCGAGGGCUGCGCUUCAUAUGCAUCCGGUUCGCCAAGGGGGUGCUCGAGGAGCCAGAGGACGAGUCGAGAGACGCUCAGGAGGCGGGAGAGGGAGAAGGUGAUGCGCCUGAGGAGCCAACGCUGGAGGACUUCGUCGAGGAUGCUCCGCCGUCGCCACAGCUGCGUCGCACCGAGAUGAAGGAGCGGCUGCUGAAGGUCAAGGAGCAGCGAGACAAAAAGAAGAGGCGGCAGGCUCGACAGGAGGCCAAGCAGAAGACGCCCACGGCGGCCGAGUCGGCUUGUCAACAGAAGAAAGUCGACGCUAGGAUGGCGGCUCUCAUCAAGGAGGAGGAGGAGGCACAGAAAAAGGCGGCCGACAAGAAGCCCGACAAGAAGAGGGGCGAGAGCGCCAAGGGGCAGCCCGCCACAGCGGCCAACAGCAGCCAGCCGAGUGCAUCUGACCAGCAGGAGGAUCAGCCAGGUCCCAGUGUAUCUGUCAGUGACGAGCAGCCUGACGAGGACAGCGACGCCCUCCUGCUGGCGUCGGCCUUUGGCAGGCGGGCUAUCGACAGCCACAAACAGCCCACCAAGCCCAAAGAGGAGAAGUGCCAUGCCCCAAGGCCCGGCCCGCUGCCCAGGCCAGCAAGGCCUCCCGUCCACCCUUCCCUCCAGCCCACAAGACAGCUACUCUGCCCUCGGCUGACAAGACGGUCGGCCGGCAAUCUCCGGCCUCGGCCAAGGGAGGUCGCGAUGGGAUGUCAUUCGCCGACCAAGCACCGCGUCAACUGCCGAUCAGACGCCCACUCCACCUGGUGCACCGCCCCUCUUGUUUAA